CACUCCACAUCUCAUCCAACACUCGUUCACCACCAUGCCAGCGAACCCCUGGCAGCGCCGCGUGCGCCGCAUGCUCUUCAUGAGCGGCGCGGUCGGCACGCUCUACUUCCUCUUCGGAUACCUCGGCGCGCGGAUGCGCGAUGCCCGCGUACGCGCUAUGCGGGAGCGGCGGGAGCGCGAGACCCUCAAAGCCCACUUCACCUCGCUCCUCUCAACCAUCAGCUUCACGCUCUACGCGCUCCUCCCGAACCUCGAGCCGGCGCUCUUCGCCGCCUACCCCGUCGAGACGACGAGCCAGGCGCUGCAGGCGAAAUCCGCGCCCGCGGCGGCGUCGUUCCCAGUCACGCAGGACGACAGCGACGGCGGCGUGGGCGCGCUCGGCUCGCCGGCGGACACGGGCACGACCGAGCCCACGCCCGCGAGCACGCCGGCCGACUCGCUCCUCCUCGGCGCGGCGCGCGAGCACGAGCAUGACGAGGCGACCGGAUACUCGACGGACGGGGGCACUGCGGAGAGAUCCGCCCGCCGCGCGCCCGCGCCGGGUACGCUUGCCGAGAGCCUCGCGAGUGUCGUCAGCGAGAGCACGGAUGCGACGGACGCCACGGACGCGACCGAGGUCGCUAUGACUGCCGAGAGUUGGGCGAGCGAGUUUACGCGCGGCAGCGAUGACGAGCUGCUCACUUCCUCGACCAUCUCGCAGGCCAUCUCGCUGCCGCCCACCGACACGUCCUCCGUUGUGCCCUCGCCCCAGAGCCAGCUGUCCACGCUCGAAGCUAGCCCGCCCCAGCGCCUCAACGAGCCCGAGCCAUCGCCGCCCCAGGACCCGCGGAGCAAGAAGCAGCUGUGGCGCGACCUAAAGGUUCAAAGCCUCACCCGUGCCUUCGCCACUGCAUACCUCGUCCCGCUCAUCUACCUCCUGACCUCGUCCCAGCUCACCAUCCUCUCCCGCACGCGGUACCUCCAGGAUGUGCAGGCUGCGCACCGCGCGCGCGAGCGCGAGGCGGCCGAGAAGGCCGCGCUCAAGGCCAUGUACACGCCCAAGUCGUGGUUGUCGUAUCUGUCGCCUGACAACUAUGUGCCUGAUGCGCUCCGCUCUUACCUCCCGUGGUCGACGCCGGCACUGCCGCUGCAAGACGACCUCGCGCUGUCCCUCGAGGCCGAGCGGGACGCGGGCAACUCGGACGCCGAACGCCUCUUCCUGACGUACUCGUGGUGGCUGCUGAACGAGGGCUGGCGCACGGUCUCUGACCGCGUCGAGGGCGCCGUAGACCGCGUCUUUGGCGGGCUGGGCUUGAAGCGCGAGCUGACGGCCGAAACGUGGCCCGCGCUCGUAAAAGAAGUCCGUGCGCAAGUGGAGACGGACGCCGCCGAGCACCUGGACGCAGCGGGCCACGCGCACGGCAAGCGCGCCCUCUUCGACUUCACGCCCGUGCUGAUGCCGCCCACGCCGCUGCCGCCGCUGCACGACUGCCCGCUGCCGGCCACGCCGGCCGACAUCCCCAGCGGCGCGGUGCACCUCGCGUCCCUACUGGCGCAGACGCGCGAGCACGUGUCGUCGCCCGACGCGCGCGCCCUCCUCGACACGGGCGUGAGCGCCAUGCUCGCGUCGCUCACCGACGCGCUCCGCAACCCGGACGGCAGCGGCCGCCGCCGCCUCGCGGACAUCCUGCCCGAGCUCAACCGCUGGUCGCGCGGCGUGUGGGAGGGCAUCCCCGACGGCGGGGUCGAGGCCCUCCUCGCCCUGCCCGAGUUUGAGGCGUUUGCCGCCCUCAUCUUCGGCGACUGGGCGCCGCGGCCCACCACCGUGCCGUCAGAGUAGUAGAAGGCGGCAUGUAUGUCGAUUUGGAAGAUGCCAUGGCAAGGUUGUCGGACUUGAGGGGAGCUGUGUUGUUCCAGUAGACAGUCAUGGCACAUAUGUCGCCCUACUCCCUCCAUGUUAGCGUACAGUACACGAUCCGAUGCACGACGUUGACG
This is a messenger RNA of Cutaneotrichosporon oleaginosum, 1974 nucleotides long. RefSeq lists its product as uncharacterized. Gene Ontology annotation, biological process: protein import into peroxisome membrane. Gene Ontology annotation, cellular component: peroxisomal membrane. Gene Ontology annotation, molecular function: protein-macromolecule adaptor activity. NCBI's taxonomy places the organism in Eukaryota, Fungi, Basidiomycota, Tremellomycetes, Trichosporonales, Trichosporonaceae. The record is from RefSeq and is a predicted model, not a curated record.